Messenger RNA from Lepus europaeus (European hare), 240 nucleotides. Its product is annotated as mitotic-spindle organizing protein 1-like. The record is from RefSeq and is a predicted model, not a curated record. Lineage: Eukaryota; Metazoa; Chordata; Mammalia; Lagomorpha; Leporidae. Gene Ontology annotation, biological process: mitotic spindle assembly; gamma-tubulin complex localization; microtubule nucleation by interphase microtubule organizing center. Gene Ontology annotation, cellular component: gamma-tubulin ring complex; centrosome; spindle.
AUGGCGAGUAGCAGUGGCACUGGGGUGGCAGGGGUGGCCGCAGCGGUGAAUCUGAAUGCAGUGAGAGAGACCAUGGACGUUCUGCUUGAGAUUUCAAGAAUUUUGAAUACUGGCUUAGAUAUGGAAACGCUGUCUGUGUGGCUUUGUGAACAAGGAAACCCAUAAGCUUUAUCAUCAGUUAAUAAGGAGCUUUGCAAGGCUGCUGAAGCACUUAAGACUGCUGAAAAUAUGACAAGCUGA